AUGCAGAUCGAGCAAGCGUGUGAGUGGACUUUGGACCACGUCUGCUACCGCUGCGAAGAGGAGGCCGAGUACACGCACUUGGCGCGCACGGUCUUGCCCACCAUGGCGACGCUGCUCGUCGAGUCGGAGGUCGGCGGCCGCCCCAUCGCGACGUUCAAGCUCCACGCUGCGAUUCCACUUGCAGGCGGCCGCAGUGUUGAUGUGCUCGAGGUCCCGAUGCCCAAGCGCGGGUCCUUCUACAAGCGCGGCCUCGAGCACGCCGAGAUCGUUGUGCCCUACGACCUCGUCCAGUUUAUCAAAGCGCAAAAGAACGAUGCGAUCGUGUGGGAUCUCAAAGGACUUCAACCGUGA
Saprolegnia diclina VS20 is the source of this 351-nucleotide messenger RNA. RefSeq lists its product as hypothetical. Bases 1 to 351 code for a protein of 116 amino acids. The transcript has 3 exons. NCBI's taxonomy places the organism in Eukaryota, Oomycota, Saprolegniomycetes, Saprolegniales, Saprolegniaceae. The record is from RefSeq and is a predicted model, not a curated record.